This is a messenger RNA of Poecile atricapillus (Black-capped chickadee), 506 nucleotides long. RefSeq names its product histone H4. Gene Ontology annotation, biological process: nucleosome assembly. Gene Ontology annotation, cellular component: nucleosome. The record is from RefSeq and is a predicted model, not a curated record. The transcript has a single exon. Lineage: Eukaryota; Metazoa; Chordata; Aves; Passeriformes; Paridae. Gene Ontology annotation, molecular function: protein heterodimerization activity; structural constituent of chromatin; DNA binding. Bases 22 to 333 code for a protein of 103 amino acids.
AGCGGCAACAGCAGCUGCAUCAUGUCCGGCAGGGGCAAGGGCGGCAAGGGGCUCGGCAAGGGCGGCGCCAAGCGGCACCGCAAGGUGCUCCGUGAUAACAUCCAAGGCAUCACCAAGCCGGCCAUCCGCCGCCUGGCUCGGCGCGGCGGCGUCAAGCGCAUCUCGGGGCUGAUCUACGAGGAGACGCGCGGCGUGCUGAAGGUGUUCCUGGAGAACGUCAUCCGCGACGCCGUCACCUACACGGAGCACGCCAAGAGGAAGACUGUGACCGCCAUGGACGUGGUGUAUGCCCUCAAGCGCCAGGGCCGCACUCUGUACGGCUUUGGCGGCUAAAGCCUUGUGCUCGUACCGGACCAUCUGGACAAGAACCCAAAGGCUCUUUUAAGAGCCGCACACAUAAGCUGGAAAAGAGCUGUGUUGCUUUAAAGUGAAGUGUUAUCGCUUUAAAUGCAUAAUUAUUUUCUCACUCACUGCUAAGUCUCAUCGUUAAUACGUUGAAAGCCAUU